Molecule: messenger RNA, 3051 nt
Organism: Chilo suppressalis (striped riceborer)
Lineage: Eukaryota; Metazoa; Arthropoda; Insecta; Lepidoptera; Crambidae
Source: the annotation of a GenBank genome assembly
AGAUAGUAUGUGGCUUGUGGCCUCUUGGCUGCUCCUGGCACAUGGUACCGCGAGAGCGGCGGGCGGCUGCAGCCCGUAGAAGCGUCCGACGCGGUGUGGUGGUGGGCCGGCGGCGCGGCGCUGUGCGUGACGCGCGCGGCGCCGCCCCACGCGGGCGCGUACCUCUGCAAGGCCUACAACGUGUACGGCGACGCCACCGCGCAGACCAGGCUCACCGUCACCGACACGCUCACUGUCGCUGCCACUCCGGCCGUUGUGGUGGCGGACAUGGGCAGCAGCGUGCGGCUGAACUGCAGCGCGAGCGACCCUGUGGCGCGGGUGUCGUGGCUGCACGACGGCGCGGCGGCGGGCGCGGGCUCCGAGCUGGCGCUGGCGGUGACGCGCGCGCACCGCGGCCUCUACCAGUGCGUGGCGCGGCGAGGCGUCGACAACGCGCACGCUGACGUCGAACUCAGGCUAGGCGAGUCUGGUCCGGAGCUGCAUUACACGUUCAUCGAGCAGGCGCUGCGAGCGGGUGGCGGCGUGUCGCUGCGCUGCGCCGCGUCCGCCGCGCCGCCGCCGCGGUUCCAGUGGCUGCUGGACGGACAGCCCAUCGACCAACACCGGGCGCAGCACAGAUACUUCAUAAGCGAGGAGACGUCUGCGAACGGCGACGUGGUGUCCACGCUGAACGUGAGCGCCGCGUCGGCGGCCGACGGCGGGCGGUACACCUGCCGCGCGCACAACGAGCGGGGACACGCCGACCACUCCGCCAGGCUCAACAUAUACGGGCCGCCGUCGAUCCGCGCGCUGGGCCCGGUGCGCGUGGUGGCCGGAGCCAACGCGACCGUGUACUGCCCCUACGCCGGAUAUCCGAUCAGCUCGGUGUCGUGGUGGGCGCGGGGCGCGGGUCGCGCGGUGGGUGUCGCGGGGCGGGUGUCGGCGCGCGGCGGGGAGCUGCGCCUGCGGCCCGCGCUGCCCGCCGACGCCGGCCACUACGCCUGCGCCGUCACCGCGCCCGGAGGCGCCGCCGCGCGCAGGGACAUCGAGAUACAAGUCCGCAAUCCACCCAAAAUAUCGCCGUUUAUGUUUUCAUCUGAAUUAACGGAAGGUAGUUCUGUGCAAGUCUUAUGUGGCGUGUCGUCAGGUGACAAACCGAUGUAUUUCUCGUGGCUCAAGGAUGGAGCCCCUCUGCCGCCUAAUUUACAAAUCGAAGAGAAAAGUUUGAAUGAGUUUUCUCUGCUAAUGUUUUCGGAUCUAUCGGCUCGCCACAGCGGUGACUACACCUGCCGAGUAUCCAACCACGCAGCCACCGUCAACUAUACUGCCACACUCAGCGUGAAAGUGGCGCCCGUGUGGGUGAAGGAACCUCUUGAUGCAGCAGUGCUCCUAGGAGCUCCUUUGAACGUGGAAUGUACAGCCAAAGGAUAUCCAAUCCCCACAGUCACAUGGUAUAGAAAAAUCGGUGAUGGCAUAUCGUUAUCACCGGAGAGCUCUGAACAAUGGCAAUUAUUGGAAAGUAUGCUGUGGGAUGACAAAUCCAGAAGUGGAACUGUUCGUGCACAUAAUGGAACACUGUCGGCAGCUGUAGCUGCUCGGAGUCACCAAGGAGUAUAUCGUUGUAUCGCUGAUAAUGGCGUGGGACCGCCUCUUUUAAAGCAUAUAAAUCUAACUGUACACGAACCAGCACAUUUCGAAGGAUCUGGAGGCAACGUUUCAAGUGUUCGGGGACAAAGUGCGUCUCUAUCGUGUCACGCACUCGGUGACGCUCCUCUUACCAUACAUUGGACUCAUAUGGGUACAAGGCUCGACCUUAAUUCUUACAGAUGGACGGUAUCGGAGGUGCGAACGGCGGAUGGCCUGCGCUCAAUGCUGCAACUGCGCGCUGCUGAGCGUGUCGACUCUGGCGAGUAUCGGUGCCAUGCUCACAACCAGUUCGGAAGGAGUGAAGUUCUCAUGUAUCUGCAUGUAGAAGAACCUCCAGAAGCACCGAAAUCGAUAAGACUGGGCGGUGUGGAAUCGCGCUGGAUCCGCCUCAUGUGGCGGUCGGCUAAGAACACCGGUGUAUAUUACAGUGCAUUCUUCACAGCACUGCACGCACUGCCUGGAGUGGACUCCAAGCAUAUAACCACUAACCUUACUUUAGAUACCGUGAACAACGAUAGAGUGGACGCUGACGGAUUGCGAAGCUUAAGCGCUCGUCUUGAUGGUCUUCGCCCAGCGGCGGCAUACUCCUUACGGAUAGCCGCUACAAAUCACGUGGGCCAGUCGCCACACUCCGAUCCUUUACUUUUCACUACUCUUGAAGAACCUCCGAAUGCUUCACCGCAGAACGUUCGUGUGCGACCGGCCAGUGUGGGAGAACUUCACGUAUCUUGGUCUGCUCCGCCUCAAGACGGUUGGAACGGAGAACUGCUGGGCUACGUGGUGUCAUGGCGGGAGCUCAGUCACUUCGAUGGGGACGGCGGUGAAUCGAGGAGAUCAGGAGCCGCCACCUCCCCGGGUUGGAGCAGCGGGGAACUAGCGGUGGGGGGACUGCGUUCCUUCGCGCGAUAUGCCGUCAUUGUGCGAGCGUACAACUGCGCCGGAGCAGGACCUCCUUCUCCAACUGUCUACGCUACCACGGCUGAUGGAGUGCCGGAGGUGCCCCCAUUGUCGGUGUUCUGCGAGGGGGUGUCGGCGCGGGCGGUGCGCGUGCGGUGGGCGCCGCCAGCAGGCGCGCAAGCCACGCGCGGGUACGAGUUGCAGUACGCGCCAAUGCAGCUCUCGCCCGGUGGAGCUGGCGGGGACGUGCAGACCGCUCGCGCAGGCGCCGAGGGAGAAGCGAUGCUGCAGGGGCUGCGCGCCGCCACCAACUACUCCGUGUGGGUGCGGGCCCGCUCCGGCGCCGGCCUCGGCCCGCCCGCGCCGCCCGUCUACUGCCACACCAGGGAGGAUGUGCCCGGGCCCCCGGAGGCGAUCCGCGCGCUGGCGGCGAGCGCGGACUCGGUGCAUGUGACGUGGCUGCCGCCGGCCGACUACAGCGGCCGCAUCACGCACUACAUGCUCUACACCAGGGAACUCGGCAAGUGA